UAUUUGCACUUUCUCGAUGACAGUGCGUAUAAAAUAUAUUUCCAAGAAACCAAAAUACAAAAAAGAGCAUUUGUGCAAAAUAUUUUUCGCAUUUCCCCCGGAAAAUUGUGUGGGAAACAGGGGAAAAGUGUCGUGGGUGCAUCGAGCAGUAUUAUGUGCGUGAAAUUGUUGUGUUUUCGUGUGAAAAUAAUGGUGUAGGAGUUUGUUUUUUUGAGAGAGAGAUUUGAUUUUAUGAAAGAAAAAAUGGUGCCCCUACCGCAGCCUUUUGUGGAGUAUGAUUUUUGGUCCCGCACCGGAAAUUCCGCGGAUUCCAUCGAGUUGACGUGCCUCAUGCCCACGGGGAUUCUCAUCCCGCUCAUAACACUGCGGAAUUCCACGCUGCAGGACAUUAAGGAGGAAUUAUGGGAAAAAGCGGAAAAAUAUCCCUUCUUCGGGCACCUGAGGGACAAAUCAAUGUACGUCCUGUACGCCUUGUCGGAAUUCUCAAGACCGGAUGAGCUAACGGAUGAAUCCAAGAGGAUUUGCGAUGUCAAACCGUACUUUUGCAUCCUCAAAAUAUCCGAGAAGCAAAUCUCCACCAAUAACACCCUCAACAAGAACAUCAACUACCUUAUUGGAAGAGUGCCACAUGAGUUCUCCAUGAAGAACCCUGAGCUGAAUGACUUUCGCUACAAAAUGAGCCUACAAUGUGAUCAAAUGUCCCAGAAGAGGCAAAAGAUGACGUGGACGGAUAAGGUGCUGUACCAAUUUCCACCACGACUGGCAUCAACGAGGGAUAUCCCCGAAACUGUGCGGGGGCGCUUCCGGAAUGAUCAUUUUGUGUUGGUGGCAAAAUUUGAGAAUCAGGAAGCGGAGACAUCGUUCACAUUCAGCGUGAGGUACGACAUGACACCACACAAACUCCUCGAUACAAUUCUCACAAAGAAAGCACUAACAACGAACAAGCAGCUAAACAGGGAUCGCGUCAGCGACUACAUUCUCAAAGUCUGCGGGCAGGAUGAAUUUCUCUUUGGGGAAUAUCCACUCGUGCAAUUUCUCUACAUCCAGGAUACUUUAUCGCGCAAUGGUGUCCCAACGGUGGUGACGCAAUCCAUAAAGAAUUUAUCAGUGUUCGAGGAUAUAAUCUACCAAACGCCCGAAUCCCUCGAACGGAUCAAUCACAAAUCUCGUGCAACGCUUCAGCAUCACAAUUCAACGACAACACUGCGAAAAAAGACAAAGUACACCCUCUCGUGGGACAUUCAUGAGCGCUUUCAGUGCAUGAUAAAUCAAAUAAAGGAUCUCAAUUGCGACAAGAGUCGCACAGUGGAGGUUGGCAUACAGGUGGGCCUCUUUCACGGUGGCAAGUCACUGUGCGAACCAAAACAAACCACCGAGAGGAUUCUCAAUAGUGAGGGUUUUGCGGAAUUCGAGGAGACGCUCACAUUUGAUAUUUUCGUGUACAACAUCCCCCGUAUGGCGCGUCUGUGUAUGGUGGUGUAUGAGACGGCAAAGAGUGCCAAGGGUGGGGGUGUACGAUCGCGGAGGAUAAGGGAUAAUAACAGGGAUAUGUACAUCAAUCCACUUGUGUGGGUGAAUACGACAGUAUUUGACUACAAGAAUCAACUGAAAACGGGUGCAGUCACCCUGUACUCGUGGGCAUAUGCCGAAGAUUCCCAAUCGGAUGAUCUUCUGCAUCCCCUUGGGACGGUGGAGCCAAAUCCCAGGAAUGACAAAUGCUCAGCAAUCACAAUGACCUUUGACAACUAUUCAACGGACAAUACGAUAAUGUAUCCGUCAGAGGAUAAAAUUCUCGAGCAUGCGUCACGUUUGGCGAAGCAGGACAAUCUCAAUAGGGACAGUGCACAGGAUACGCGAACAAUACGUGAGAUCCUUUCGCCAUAUUUGAAGAAUGAUCGUCUGCAUGAGAUGCACGAGCAGGAGAGAAAUGCAAUUUGGGCAAAACGCUACGAUUGCCUUCAUGAUGAACCCGAAGGUUUGCCGUGUCUCCUCUUUUGCGUUGAGUGGAAUGACAAGAAUGAGGUGUGCGAGAUUACGAGUCUCCUCAAGAAGUGGAAAGGUGUCUCAGUGGAGCGGGCCCUUGAGUUGCUUGACUAUGCGUAUGCAGAUCAAACGGUACGACGUUUUGCUGUAAAUUGCCUUCGUCGUGUACGCGAUGAGGAGUUGCUGCUCUACCUCCUGCAGCUGGUGCAGGCGAUGAAGCAUGAGUCGUACUUGUAUUCGGAUCUCGUUGAAUUCCUCCUUAUUCGGGCACUGAAUAACCAACGCAUUGGGCAUUUUCUCUUCUGGCACCUACGGUCGGAGAUGCAAGUGCCAUCUGUACAAAUAAGAUUUGGCUUAAUACUAGAGGCUUAUCUCACGGGGAGUCAGGAGCACAUCCCCAUUUUGCUUAAGCAAAUGCAAUGUCUCGAGAAGCUCAAGGAGGGCUCGGAGCUGGCCAAGAGGGGGAAUCGUGAGAAGGGCAGGGCUCUUCUGCAGGAAUUCUUUGGCGACAAUCACGUCUCAAAUACCAUUUCCAACGUCGUCAGUCCCCUAAAUCCCAGCUUUCGGUGUAGAGCACUCAGAACGGACAAAUGCAAAGUGAUGGACUCCAAAAUGCGCCCACUGUGGAUUGUUUUUGAGAAUGCAGACAUCCAUGGAGAUGAUAUUUAUGUGAUUUUCAAGAAUGGCGAUGAUCUACGACAGGAUAUGCUUACGCUUCAGAUGCUUCGAAUAAUGGAUCGAAUAUGGAAGAGUCAUGGCUACGAUUUUCGAAUGAAUCCGUACAGCUGUAUCAGUAUGGAGAGACGUUUGGGGAUGAUUGAGGUGGUACUCAAUGCAGAAACAAUUGCCAAUAUACAAAAGGUCAAGGGGAUGUUCUCAGCGACGUCACCCUUCAAGAAGGGCUCCCUGUUGGCUUGGCUGCGUGAGCACAACACCACAGAUGAAUCUCUUCAGCGAGCAAUAACGGAAUUCACGUACAGCUGUGCCGGAUACUGCGUAGCAACGUACGUACUUGGGGUGGCGGACAGGCAUUCGGACAAUAUCAUGGUUAAGAAGACGGGGCAGCUCUUUCACAUUGAUUUUGGCCAUAUUUUGGGGCAUUUUAAGGAGAAAUUUGGCUUUAGGCGGGAACGUGUGCCCUUUGUGUUGACGCAUGAUUUUGUCUAUGUCAUCAACAAUGGGCGAACGGAUCGGGAAGCGGAUGAAUUUAGAACUUUUCAGAAUCUUUGUGAGACUGCAUUUCUUAUAUUAAGACAACACGGAUGUUUAAUACUCUCAUUAUUUGCAAUGAUGAUCUCAACUGGACUACCAGAAUUGUCUUCAGAGAAGGAUUUAAAUUAUUUAAGAGAAACAUUGGUUCUAGAUUUACCCGAAAAUGAGGCACGUGAGCAUUUUAGAUCAAAAUUUAGUGAAGCUCUUGCAAAUUCAUGGAAAACCUCACUCAACUGGGCAUCCCAUAAUUUCUCCAAAAAUAAUAAGCAGUGACAAUAUUUUACACUUUAAAUCAUCCUCUAAUCCCCGCCGCCCCCAUGGCAGUGUGUCAAGGAGCUGAGAGAGAGAGAAAAAAAAAGUUGUAGUUAAGUUUAUAAUUUUUAGAAAUGAAAAAAAAAGAAGAAUUUUCACAUGGGCAUUGCGAAUGCAAUUUACUAAUUCACAACUAAUUUAAUUUUGUGCGAAUGUGAAUGCAAAAUGAAAGUGAGAGAGAAAGAAAUAAUUAAAAAUAAAAUUAUUUUCCACUGGA
This is a messenger RNA of Lutzomyia longipalpis, 3724 nucleotides long. It is a transcript of the gene Pi3K92E, whose product is annotated as phosphatidylinositol 4,5-bisphosphate 3-kinase catalytic subunit beta isoform. Gene Ontology annotation, biological process: cell migration; phosphatidylinositol-3-phosphate biosynthetic process; phosphatidylinositol-mediated signaling. Bases 232 to 3468 code for a protein of 1078 amino acids. The transcript has 9 exons. Gene Ontology annotation, cellular component: plasma membrane; cytoplasm; phosphatidylinositol 3-kinase complex. Gene Ontology annotation, molecular function: 1-phosphatidylinositol-3-kinase activity; 1-phosphatidylinositol-4-phosphate 3-kinase activity. NCBI's taxonomy places the organism in Eukaryota, Metazoa, Arthropoda, Insecta, Diptera, Psychodidae. The record is from RefSeq and is a predicted model, not a curated record.